Messenger RNA from Dioscorea cayenensis subsp. rotundata (Guinea yam), 711 nucleotides. RefSeq lists its product as uncharacterized. NCBI's taxonomy places the organism in Eukaryota, Viridiplantae, Streptophyta, Magnoliopsida, Dioscoreales, Dioscoreaceae. Bases 1 to 711 code for a protein of 236 amino acids. The record is from RefSeq and is a predicted model, not a curated record. The transcript has 3 exons.
AUGGGGGAUGACGAAGGAGUUCAGGAGUACAUUUCUUGGGUUAUUACAAUUACCAAGCAGAUUAAGGCUCUCGGGGACAAGCUUAAGGACCUUGAAGUUGCAGUUGCAAUUGAGGAGUCGAAGGAGAUCUCGAAGCUCACUUUGAACGAUCUCUGUGGUACAAUACAAGCUCACGAGGUGAGAGUGAAUCGUGCAGCGGGGAAGACUGUUGAAAAAGCCCUCCAUGUCAAGAGCGAGCAUCCUAUCACUAAUCAUAGCAAAGGUGGAGGUGCUAGGAGCUCAUGGGGUGAUGGCAGAGGUCACGGGAGGUCGUUUAAAUUUGGGCAUAUGAAAGCUGAAUGCAAAGCAAAAGUGAAGCAACCAGAAAAGGGGGCCAACCUUGCAGAAGAAGAGAACAACGCUGAGAAUCUCUUCAUGGCGAGCAGUUCCACCGGUGAUCAACCCAGCUCAGUUUGGUUGAUUGACUUCAGGUGUUCAAAACACAUGACCGGGAAUAGGUUGCUGUUUAGUAACCUUGAUGAAUCAGUGAAGGUCACUGUGAGGCUCGGAGAUGAUAAAGAAAUGAAGGUGUGUGGAGUAAGGACAAUGAAUGUCAAGACAAAAUCAGGAACUGAGAAGAGGUUGCAUGGAGUUCAGUAUGUGCCGGGACUAGCACAUAACCUUUUGAGUGUGGGGGUAAUUGCUCAUCAAGGGAUACUCAGUGAUGUUUGA